AUGAACGUGCUACCGAAAGUUGCCCUGGGCCGUUUGCCCUUCUAUGCCGCGAGAUCAACGCAAAUUUGCGCAACACGCUGCUACAGCACUACCGGCAAUGAACCCAAAUUUCCCAAGAAUGUUAUAGAACAUCUUAACACAGCACAAGAGCAGCAAACAAAUGGCGUAAUUUACGAUAAGAAACCAUUCCGAAUGGAACUGCAAGAAGGAAAACGCUACUCGUGGUGUCUAUGCGGGCGCUCCAAAGGUCAACCGCUAUGCGAUGGAACCCAUAAGCUAGUGCAGUAUAAAAUCACACAUCGACCUAUUCGAUUUCAGGUGGAAAAAUCGGGCACAUACUGGCUGUGCAACUGCAAACAUACGAAACAUCGACCGUUCUGUGAUGGCACGCACAAGUGCGAGGAGGUUCAGAAUACGGCCGGCAAGUAA
Molecule: messenger RNA, 429 nt
Organism: Anopheles marshallii
Lineage: Eukaryota; Metazoa; Arthropoda; Insecta; Diptera; Culicidae
Product: CDGSH iron-sulfur domain-containing protein 3, mitochondrial
Exons: 4
Coding region: 1-429 (142 amino acids)
Cellular component (GO): intracellular membrane-bounded organelle
Molecular function (GO): 2 iron, 2 sulfur cluster binding
Source: RefSeq, a predicted model, not a curated record